Molecule: messenger RNA, 1608 nt
Organism: Ahaetulla prasina
Lineage: Eukaryota; Metazoa; Chordata; Lepidosauria; Squamata; Colubridae
Product: solute carrier family 2, facilitated glucose transporter member 11-like
Exons: 12
Coding region: 1-1608 (535 amino acids)
Biological process (GO): monosaccharide transmembrane transport
Cellular component (GO): membrane
Molecular function (GO): hexose transmembrane transporter activity
Source: RefSeq, a predicted model, not a curated record
AUGGACGCCGCCCUCAGCUGGGAACACGCCGCCCCAUCACCACGUUUCCACAUGGCCGCCUCCACACCGAUCCUCACCGCCAGCGGAGGGAUGUUCCAACGAGAUGGGGCCAAAAGGCUGAGAAACGCAGUGCAGUACCGGCAGCUGUUCCAAAUGGUGAUUGUAUUAGGAAUGAGUGGGACCCUGCUUAUUGGCUUCCAGGUCUCUGUGAUCACGUAUCCAUCCCAGGACAUCAAGAGUUUCAUCAAUGAGACGUGGCUACAGCGACAUGGUGUGUCUCUCCCGCCAGAGAGGCUGGCUGUGCUGUGGUCCUUCAUCAUCUCCAUCUACUGCCUGGGGGGACUUCUGGGCUGUUUAUGGAGCGGAUCACUGGCUGUGAGAUACGGAAAAAAGAAAACUUUAAUUUGCAGUAAUUUUAUUAUAAUCGUGGGAGCUCUUCUUAUUGGUUCCAGUAAGAUGGCCAGGUCUUUUGAAAUUAUUCUAAUGGGCCGUUUCCUUUAUGGCAUCAGUGCAGGACUCUGCCUCAAUAUCCAUGGGCCCUAUCUCGGUGAAAUUUCCCCCAAGAAGUUCCGAGGCCUGGCCACCACCACAGCAGCCAUAUUUUUCUCCCUUGGAAAAGCGUUGGGGCAAAUCCUGGGCUUAAGAGACCUUUUAGGCACCGAGGCCCUGUGGCCCCUCCUGCUGGCCCUGUGCGGCUUCCCAGCCCUGCUGCAGCUGCUGCUGCUGCCGUUCUUCCCAGAGUCGCCCCCGUACCUCCUGAUACAAAGGAAGGAUGCUGAUGCCUGCCGAAAAGCAAUGAAAGACCUCUGGGGUGGAAGACAUCAGCAAACAGAAAUUGAGGAGGCAUUGAAAGAGAUGGCCAUUGCAGGCUCCAAGAACUUGAGUAUCUGGGAAGUGGUGAGACAGCCCAGCUUGCGAUGGCCAUUGUUUAUCGCCAUUCUGCUGGUCGCGAGUUUGCAGCUCUGUGGCCUGAGUGCAAUAUACUUCUAUGCUUUUGAAGUUUUCCGCACUGCCAGGCUUGAAGAGCCGGUCAUCCCUUACGUCACUCUGGGCAUUGGUCUCUGCGAAUUUGCCUCUGUGGUCCUGUGUAGCUCCAUCAUUGACCGCCUGGGCCGGAGAGUUCUGCUGUGGGGCGGGUUUGGGAUGAUGGCCUUCACAUUGGCCCUCCUCGUCAUCACUCUGUCUCUCCAGGAUCAGUCUCCCUGGAUUUCCUACAGCAGCAUCAUCCUCAUCUUCCUCUUCAUAACUUUCUAUGGAAGUGGUCCAUCUGGUGCCAUCUUCUCUGUCAUGGUGGAGAUUUUCCGUCCUGAUGCACAACCCUCCGCCCUUGCCGUAGCUGUCUCGUUCAGCUGGUUGGGCCUCUUUAUCACUGGCAUAGGCUUUCCCUUUGUGGUGGAGGCCCUUGGCCACUACUGCUUCCUCAUCUUCUUCAGUGUGCUCAUCGGAAUGGGACUUUUCACCUACCUCUUCAUUCCAGAGACAAAGGGGAGGUCCAUCCUAGACAUCACAGAAGACCUCAACAGGAUCCCUCUGGGGAAGAGGCUUACAUUACCUGCUUUGAAAAGCAGCUCUGCCCCCAGGAGCCACAGCCUUUGCACCAAGUUAUGA